AUUAUCUAUCACUCAAUUAGUUUCUGAAUACAUAACCACAGAACACCUGUGUGUUCUGUGACAUAACCUUCUUUUUUUUUCAUUUUGGGUUAGUCAUAUAUUUUCUCGCACUUAUUCAUUGCAAUAUUAUUGUGACUUUAUAUGUUUACGUGUUUGAUGAAGUUCGCAAAUCGAUUUCGAAGUUACAUUUUACUUUGCAUAACUUAGUAAGACAAGAUCAGGUGAUAAAAAAUUCUAUCACUACCUAUUUGAUUUUCUUGUAGAGUGAUAGUUUUACUUGACAUAACUAAGUAAGAUCACCAUCAUGGCAAGAAAGUAUUCAGCAAAUUUUUAUAAGAAAGUGAAAAUCCAGACGGACAUGAGCCUGAGUUAUCCGAAUAUUCCACCCUCUGCUUCUUUUUCUUCGAUAGUUGAGAAUGAGAUCAGGAAUGAAGAUGAUGUUGAAAUGCACAUGCCGGAAUUGCAAAACCCAGUGCAUGAGUUGAAUGAGAUGGAAAAUAUUGAGUUAAUUAAGGAAGGAAAAGGUGGACACAUUUCUGAAUAUUCAUUCCCAAUAUUAGAUUCUCUUCAAACAAAAACUAGCCAUAUUGAUAACAAGAAAGUUGAUAAAGAGGAAGAUAUUAAGUCUAAGUUGAAAUUGUGGUCAAUUAAAUAUAAUAUAAGUCACGUUGCUCUAAGUGAUUUAUUGAAGAUAUUAAAAAGUUCAAAAGCCCAGUUAGAUGAACUUCCGAAUGAUGCUCGUACUAUUUUAUCAACAAAGCGAACCAUUGAUGUAAGAAAUAUUGAUCCAGGCUCUUAUUGCCACGUUGGUAUUACUGAGGCUGUGACUUAUCUCUGUACGAAAAAAUGUUAUGAUAAAAUAGAAUUGCUCAUUAAUAUUGAUGGGUUACCUCUCAGCAAAAGCUCUGGCAGUCAAAUAUACCCAAUUCUUUGUUCUCUAUAUGAUGAUCCAAGAGAAGUUGCAGUUAUUGGUGUAUACCAUGGUUAUGAGAAACCUUCGAAUGCUAAUGAUUUUCUGGGAGAAUUUGUCCAAGAUGCAGUGGAACUAUCUAAUAAUGGCAUUAAAGUGAAUGGUGCUUGCAUUCCCUUCAAAAUUAAAGCGUUCAUUGCUGAUGCUCCAGCCAAAUCGUUUAUUUCCUAUACCAAGGGUCACACAGGAUUUUUUUCGUGCACCAAAUGUGUGCAAAAAGGAGAAUUCAUUAGAAAUCGUACAUGUUUCCCCAAGAUAAAUUCUAAAAAAAGAACUGAUAAAGAUUUCAGACAAAAGAAUCAGAUACAACAUCAUACAGGAACUUCAGCCCUUGAAAAUAUACCUGAUUUCAACAUGGUAAGUGAUAUUCCCUUGGAGUAUAUGCAUUUAAUUUGUCUUGGUGUGAUGAAAAAGCUCAUUGUUAAUAUAUGGAUAUAUGGUAAACCUUCUUUCAAAUUAGGAUCAUCAGCAGUUGGGGAAAUAUCCAGUAUGCUGCUAUCUUUUCAAAAUCACACCCCCAUAGAAUUUGCUAGAAAACCUCGUUCGCUGGAUGAUGUUAAAAGAUGGAAAGCUACAGAAUUUCGUUUUUUUCUUUUAUAUUCUGGUCCAGUGGUUUUGGAAAAAUUUCUACCUCAAGCGCAGUAUCAAAAUUUUAUAUGCCUGCACAUCGCCAUCAGAAUAUUAUGUAAUGAAACACAUAUUGCUGAUAAGGAAUAUUUUGAACUGGCUGAAUCUCUUCUGACAUAUUUUGUUCAAGAUUUUGGGAAUAUUUAUGGUCAAGAAUUUAUAUCCCAUAACAUUCAUGGACUGGUUCAUAUUGUUGAUGAUGUAAAAAUGUUUGGUAAGCUGGAUCACUACAGUGCAUUCCCAUUUGAAAAUUUCAUGCAAGUUUUAAAAAACAUGGUCAGAAAACCUGAUAAGCCGCUUUCCCAAAUCAUGAAGAGAUUGUCUGAAAGGAUGAAAGUUCCAAAAACAAAAAACAUUGGAGUUUUAAAAUAUGAACGUCAUCAUAAUGAUGGUCCUACUCUAGAAGGAUACUCUACACAAUUUGAGUUGGUCAGAUUUGACUAUUUCACAAUUAAUAUAAAGAGGUCAGGUGAUACAUUUUGCUUACUGCAAGAUGGCAACAUUAUGAAAGUAUACAAUUUCAUAGCAAAGAAGGAACAAAUAUAUGUAUAUGGAAAAGUUUUUACAGAAACAAGUGAUAUUUUUUCUCGUCCAAAUAGUUCAUGUGACUCAUCUGACAUUGAUGUUUAUUUUGUGAGAAAGGAAAGCUCAUUAGAAACCAGGCUUUUGGAUAGUGUCUCAAAAAAAAUGGUAGCUUUUCCACAUAAUGAUGGAUAUAUUGUAUUCCCCUUUUUGCACGAUUGCUGAAAUAUAUCCAAAAAUAUUUUAUUUCAGAAUAAUUAGAAUUUUUAAGAUGUAAUUGCAAUGAAUUGAUUUCUAUUGAUUUAUUCAGAAAAAAUUAUAUUACUAGAUAUUUCAAAAUGAUUUUGUGAUACUUUCACCAUUUUUUAUAACUGUCGCUAUUUUUUUUAUCCAGGUUUUGAACCUAACUAAUAUUAAUGAAACUUGGAGUGAGAUGGUGCUCUUACUUAAGUGAUAUUAGACAUCGAAAUCAGUUUGGCUUUCGAAUUAGAAACAAAAAUGAAUUGUAUUUUAAACUGUAUUUUUCAUAAAUUUCAGUCACAAGUUACAAAGUUUUUUAUCAGGAUAUAAUUUUGUUAUCUAGUAGUUUUUGUUCACUUCAUUAUCAUGAAUGCUUGGAGAGUGGUCCAUUUUCUAAAGGAGGAUACAGUAGAAGCGGUACCAGUCUCCUGGUUGAGAGGCUCCAACCAAUGUCACUGGCCUCCCUUCAAUAGGCUGAAGCUCAAGACAGCGAUCAAUAAAUGUAUGCCACCUUCUUCAAACUGGGACGUACAUGAAACACGAGUAAUUGGGGAAAUAUAUGGAGAUUUAUCUGUUGCCCGAAUGAAGGCUCUAGAAGCGGAGAGUACCUCUGAUUUGAAUUCUGAUUCUGAUCUAUUAGGGUUGGGACAUAGAAAAAUCAGAAUGAAUAAAAAAUAUCAGGAUUCUGAAUCAUCAGAACAAGACAAAGAGGAUAGUCUAUCACCAGAAGCAUCUAAAAUUAUGAUGCCUACCCUCAAAAGAAGAGAGGAAAAAACAUCUGUGGCCCCUUCAGAUGAUGAUUUAGGAUUUGAGUCAUACGUAGGCUCUGAUAAUGCAGGUGAAGCAUCUAAAAUUGUGAUGUCUACCCUUAAAAGAAGGGAUAAAGAAAGCGCUGUGUACCCUUAUUCAGAUGAUGAUUUAGGGAUUGAGUCAAACGUCCCAGGAUUUGAUAAUGCAGGAAAUCCACUUAGAAUUGUCCCAGGAAAUCCAGACAGAAAUGAGGCAGAAUGUACAGCAACAGAGAUCGAAGGGAGCUACUACAAUAGACAGUAUUACUUGAAAGAUGAGCAGUUUAAGCGGCAAGUACUGCGAAAUCUGUCCAUUUUAAAUUUUAAACUGGAUCAGUUGGCUGAUGAUAUAGGUAGAUUAGCGCUUAAAGAAAAUACUGUAACAACAAACCUUCCUCCAUCAGUAUUUUCAAAAUUCAAUUUUCCAUUAGCAACUGAGGAAGAACUGCACAAUUUUGAGAGUCACUUGGCAGACAGAGAGAAGUACCAGCAAGUGCAAUUGGAAUUAUCAAGAAUUGGUGGUGGUACCACCAAAAUUAUGGUACGACGUUUAAUGGAGAAGCUUAUAAGCAGUCAACUUGGUGUUGAGUACAGUUGGAUAGGAUUUAAGAAAAAAAAGAACUUCUCAGUUUUACUCAUAUCCAAAGUACUCAUAGAUGCUGUAUUGGCUGUGCAUAAAAAUUCAAAUGCAGCGGAAGUGGAAGCAUCAGCCAAACAAUGGCUGGUUAAGUGUAAGGAGCGAUGCACCAAAGAAAAAUAAUUUAUAUUAUUAUAAGAAUAUUAU
Harmonia axyridis is the source of this 3931-nucleotide messenger RNA. RefSeq lists its product as uncharacterized. The record is from RefSeq and is a predicted model, not a curated record. The transcript has 8 exons. NCBI's taxonomy places the organism in Eukaryota, Metazoa, Arthropoda, Insecta, Coleoptera, Coccinellidae. Bases 2726 to 3907 code for a protein of 393 amino acids.